Molecule: messenger RNA, 2257 nt
Organism: Haemorhous mexicanus (house finch)
Lineage: Eukaryota; Metazoa; Chordata; Aves; Passeriformes; Fringillidae
Gene: ATP1B1
Product: ATPase Na+/K+ transporting subunit beta 1
Exons: 6
Coding region: 222-1139 (305 amino acids)
Biological process (GO): potassium ion import across plasma membrane; sodium ion export across plasma membrane; intracellular sodium ion homeostasis
Cellular component (GO): sodium:potassium-exchanging ATPase complex
Molecular function (GO): ATPase activator activity
Source: RefSeq, a predicted model, not a curated record
GGAGCGCGGCUGCUCCGUGCCCUGUGCGCUCCGCUGCGUUUUCACCGUCGCUCCGUGUUCCCCCGGCCGCCUCCCCCGCUCUGCCCCGUCGGGCCGGCGCCGCCGGGGCGGGCGCACCCAUCCGCACCUUCUGGGGCCGCUCAGCCCGGCCGGGUCCUGCCCGCUCCGCCUGCUGAGGGCUGUAGAUCUCUGCACGCCGCUCGCCCACCCCGCUGUUCGCCAUGGCCCGCGGGAAGGCCAAGGACGGUGAUGGCAACUGGAAGAAAUUCAUCUGGAACUCGGAGAAGAAGGAGCUGCUGGGCCGCACUGGGGGCAGCUGGUUUAAGAUUCUCCUCUUCUAUGUCAUCUUCUACGGUUGCCUGGCAGGUAUAUUCAUUGGGACCAUCCAAGUGAUGUUGCUCACUGUCAGUGAAUUUGAGCCCAAAUACCAGGAUCGAGUGGCACCUCCAGGACUGACUCAAGUCCCCCAGGUUCAAAAGACAGAAAUUGCCUUCACUGCCUCUGAUCCCAGAAGUUAUGAACCCUAUGUGAGGAACUUGGCUAAUUUCUUAAGGGACUACAGUGAUGAGCAACAAACUGAAAACAUCGUGUUUCAGGACUGUGGAGACACACCUACUGAAUACAAAGAGAGAGGACCAUAUAAUGAUGCCCAGGGCCAGAAGAAGGUCUGCAAAUUCAAACGUGAAUGGCUGGAAAACUGUUCUGGGUUAAAUGAUCCCACCUAUGGCUACAAGGAUGGCAAACCAUGCAUCCUUGUCAAGCUCAACAGAAUUAUUGGCUUCAAACCUCAGGCUCCAAUCAAUGAAAGCCUGCCUCCUGAGAUUAUGGCAAAAUACAACCCAAAUCUCAUCCCUGUCCACUGUGUUGCCAAGCGAGAGGAAGAUGCAGACAAAAUUGGCACGGUGGAGUACUAUGGGAUGGGCGGCUACCCUGGCUUCGGGCUGCAGUACUACCCCUACUAUGGGAAGCUGCUGCAGCCACGGUACCUGCAGCCGCUGGUGGCUGUGCAGUUCACCAACCUGACCUACGACAUGGAGGUGCGCGUGGAGUGCAGGGCCUAUGGGCAGAAUAUCGUCUACAGUGACAAGGACCGCUUCCAGGGACGCUUUGAUAUUAAAUUUGACAUUAAAAGCAGCUGAUCGUAAGCACACCUCUCUUCCUCCCCCCUCCUCCUAGCCAUUUAAAAAGGUUAAAAAAAAAAAAGAACAAAAUAGAAAAUCUACUAGUCUUGAACAAACUGUCAUACGUAUGGGACCUACACGUAAUCUAUAUGCUUUACACUAGCUUUCUGCAUUUACUAGGUUAGAAUGUAAACAAAGUGUAGCAAUAGCGACAAAUAUUUAUUCUACUGUAAAUGACAAAAGAAAACAAAAUUGAGCCUUGGGACAUGCCCAUUUUUACUGUAAAUUAUGAUUCCAUAACUGACUUGUAGUAAGCAGUGUUUCUGGCCCCUAAGUAUUGCUGCCUUGUGUAUUUUAUUUAGUGUACAGUACUAUAGGUGCAUACUCUGGUCAUUUUUCAAGCCAUGUAUUGUAUCUGUUUUCUACUUCUUGUGAGCAAAGACUUCUGCUAUCCAAGGUGUAAAUACUCAAUGGGACUAGAACUGGCAUGAAACUUCUCAUUAUUUUGUUCCUUUUCAAAGAAAGGCCCACCUGUGAGAAGAUAUUUAACAGCACUCCAUAAGGCUUCUGGCUUUUCUGUGGUAUUAGGGUAUUUUAUUUGGAGGGGUGGCAGGGAAACUAACUUAAGUGAAGUCAAAGAGAAUAGGUGAUUGUGUACUGUGCUUUGUAGCGAAUGCUGUCUCUCUCUCCACCUCUUCCCUUAUCCUCCAGUACGUUGUGUGAGAGACUGGGUCAGGCUAUCACUCUCCUCAGUGAUAGGCAUAACUCUUUGCUUUGUAUAUUUUCUUUUCUUUUUUUCCUGCUGAAGGCAUCGCACACUGUGGUGCUAAUGUCUUUAUUGAAUGUUUUAGCCAUUUUCAUGGUGGAAGAAUUUUAUAUUUAUGCAGUUGUACAAUUUUAUUUUUUCUGCAAGAAAGUGUAAUGUAUGAAAUAAACCAAAGUCACAUGUUUGAAAAUAAAUCUUUAUUUUAAACUUUAUAAAAGCAAUGCAGUACCCCAUAGAAUGGUGUUAAAUGUUGUCUAAAGUGCAAAACUCUAUGUUCUAACAUGUAAUAAUAGCCAGGAGUACAGUGCUCUUGUUGAUCUUGUAUUUCAGUCAGGUUGAAACAUUGGACAAAUAAAUGAAUGAACACACA